GUUUCUUCUAGGGUUUGGGGCUCGUGUGGAAGCGCCAGGGGCGGGAUUUCAGCUGAAGAGCCCUCUCCUCGCAGAAUGCGUGCGAUCGAUUAGCUAGUUCUUGGGCGAUCCACAGCGAGGAGGCGAUGGAUCAGCAGCAGGAGCAGCAAUCCGCGAGGAGGACCGAAUUUCUCCAUUACAAGCUCGGGAAGACGCUGGGAAUUGGCUCGUUUGGCAAGGUGAAGAUCGGGGAGCAUGUACUCACAGGCCACAAGGUUGCUAUCAAGAUUCUUAAUCGGAGGAAGAUUAGAGCCAUGGACAUGGAAGAGAAAGUGCGCAGAGAAAUCAAGAUAUUGAGGCUGUUCAUGCAUCCUCACAUCAUCAGGCUGUAUGAAGUUGUGGAGACGAGCACCGACAUUUUCGUGGUGAUGGAGUUUGUCAAGUCGGGGGAGCUCUUCGACUACAUUGUUGAGAAUGGUCGACUCCAGGAAGACGAAGCUCGUUGUUUCUUCCAGCAGAUUAUCUCGGGUGUUGAGUACUGUCAUAGAAACAUGGUCGUUCAUCGUGACCUCAAGCCGGAGAAUUUGCUUCUCGGCUCCAAAUGCAGUGUCAAGAUCGCGGAUUUUGGCCUGAGCAACAUUAUGCGAGACGGUCACUUUCUGAAAACAAGCUGUGGAAGUCCGAACUAUGCUGCUCCAGAGGUGAUUUCCGGUAAGCUCUAUGCUGGACCAGAAGUAGACGUAUGGAGCUGUGGGGUGAUACUAUACGCACUUCUCUGUGGCAGCCUUCCCUUUGACGACGAAAACAUUCCAAAUCUAUUCAAGAAAAUCAAGGGUGGCAUCUACACACUUCCAAGUCAUCUCUCUUCUGGUGCGAAAGACUUAAUCCCGCGAAUGUUACUGGUUGAUCCGAUGAAGCGGAUGACAGUUGCGGAGAUUCGUGAACACCCGUGGUUUCAAGUUAAUCUUCCUCGGUAUCUUGCCGUCCCACCCUUGGACUCGGCCGAACAAGCCAAGCGGAUUGAUGAAGAUAUCGCAAAUGAAGUUGCGAGACUGGGAUUUGAAAAGGGCCAACUUAUAGAUUCUCUUCGCAACCGAGUGCAAAAUCCAGCAACUGUUACGUAUUAUCUCAUGCUGGACAAUAGAAAGCGCACUGGAGGCAAUGGCAACGAGCUUUCGGAAGUUCAGGAUGUGGCGAGAGCGUUCCCGCAGUCUUUUGCCCCUCAAUCCCGGCAAAUGAGCCGUGUGCAUUCUACUACUUCACCUUUGCUCGAAGUUCCACGUCUUCAAGCCGAGAGACGCUGGGCUCUGGGAUUGCAGUCUCGAGCGCAUCCGAGAGAGAUAAUGAACGAGGUACUUAAGGUAUUGCAAGAACUGGACGUAAGCUGGAAGAAGCUCGGUCACUACAACGUAAAGUGCCGGUGGACGUUUGCUCCACCAUCGAAAGCUCCCUGCAGCUUGCCUGGAUCUCCAAUGAUCUCAGAGCCAUUGCACGAGCGCAUUGCUGUCGCUGCUGCUACUGCUGCUGCGGACAUUGUGGAACAGGGUCGACGAAAUCUUGUCAAGUUCGAGGUCCAACUUUAUAAGAUGCACGAAGAGAAAUACCUGCUGGAUCUGCAAAAGCUCGAGGGCCCGUUCUUCACAUUUCUGGAUUUCUGCACCAUGUUCUUAGCAGAGCUACGGGUUCUCUAAAAUGAUAUGUGAUGAUUCCCGUCCCAUACAAUCAACGGCAGUGCGCCGAGAUUAUCACCGUGCUCUUGCGCUACCACAGAUUUCUUUGCCUCGAAAGUGUGAGCCUCAGUACGAAAAAAUCGACCUUUUCCUCGUCUGCUUCUUCAAGAAUCCAAAGCUUCGUGCUAAAUUGGAGCACAUAUAUCCACACUCUCUUACCUGGUAGUUUUUUUCACUGAUCAAAUCGCUCUAGCAAUCCUUAAAUCUUGCUCAUCGAGAAAAAACCAAGUGUCUAGGAUAUUCUGUGUUUACAUCCAACGGCUCACAUUAA
Selaginella moellendorffii is the source of this 1980-nucleotide messenger RNA. RefSeq names its product SNF1-related protein kinase catalytic subunit alpha KIN10. Gene Ontology annotation, molecular function: ATP binding; protein serine/threonine kinase activity. The record is from RefSeq and is a predicted model, not a curated record. The transcript is spliced from 11 exons. Lineage: Eukaryota; Viridiplantae; Streptophyta; Lycopodiopsida; Selaginellales; Selaginellaceae. Gene Ontology annotation, biological process: protein phosphorylation; intracellular signal transduction. Bases 126 to 1670 code for a protein of 514 amino acids. Gene Ontology annotation, cellular component: cytoplasm.